GGAGCAUUUCAUCACCAAAAAUCAAAAGUGAAAGAAAAAAAGCUAAAAACAGGGGAUUUCCUGAUGUUUCAUAUCAGGAGUGCCAUUUGUUAAUGUAUUGUAUCUGUUUUCUCUGGAGUUAUUAAAGAUGGCAGAGGGAUCCUCAGUUACAGAGAUGUCAGCGAGCAGCUCCAGUCCAGAUGAUCCAGUGAUCCGGAUUCUUCUGAUGGGCAGAAACGGUUCUGGGAAAAGCUCAUCUGGAAACACCAUACUCAGAGAGAACAAGUUUGAAGAGCAUGAGUCUGAAGUGUGUGAGGGUCAAACACAGAUAGGAGAGAAGCAGGUGUAUGUAAUUGAUUGUCCAGAUGUACUGGAUCCAGAUCUCAAUAAAGAGCAGCUGGAGAAGAUGAAAGAGCAGCUGGUCUCUCGAUGUUCAGCAGGUCUCAGUUCAGUUCUGCUCACUGUUCCGCUACAGAAACCUGUGCAAAAUGAAGAAGAAAUCCUGGAUUUUAUGAAAAGUUUAUUUGGUCCUGAAGUUCAGAAAUACAUCAUGAUCCUGUUCACAUAUGAAUAUGAACUGGAUCAAACCAUUACUGAACAUCUAAAACAAAAAGAUCAUGCAGAUAUCCAGCGACUGUUGACUGAAUGUGGAGGAAAGUUUCACUGUUUCAAUAACAGGAUAAAAACAGAUGAUCAGAGACAAGAACUGUUGCAUAAGAUUGAAGGAAAGAUGUUGGAGAACGGAGGGAAAUUUAUCAUGAAACAAAUAAAGAGGAGUGGCAGCAAGGCCAAUCUUUUCAAUUUUUCAAGAGAGUCUCCAGCAGAAGAUCCAGAUUCAUCUUGCUCCUGAAAGGAUCCCCAACAGGCACCAGACGUCUAUGUAAUGUCAGGUUGACGUUGGACAUGACGCCGGACAGACGUUGCAUUUUGGUUGAAACUGAAAAUUGGGUUGACGUCAAUAUUUGACGUUGACUUAACAUUGGAUUUUGGUUGCACAACCUAAAAACAACAAAAUCUCAACGUCAGCUGACGUCGGUAUUGGACAUCAAUUUAAUAUUGACAUUAGACGUUGAAUUUACCGAAAUUUAACCAAAUAUCAACGUCUUAUGACAUUGUGUGCCUGUUGUGUGCCUGCUGGGACCAGAUCAGGCUGGUUCUGCUGGGAAAAACCAGAUCAGGGAAAAGUGCCUCUGGAAACACCAGCAUCGACAGGAACCUGUUUUAACACUGUAUCCAUUGCUAAAGAGAUGAUGUGAUGACCUCUUAAGUGGCACUUUCACUUGAUGAGAGAUUUAUAAGCUGUUGUGUUCUUGACCAAGAUGUCUUUAUAGCAUCUUUCACACAGUAAUACCAGUAAAUUACCAUAAAAUUACCGGAACGACUUAACCGGACAAAACUAUGUAAAGUCGUUGCCUGUGUGAACAGCACAUUUUUGUAUUUACCGGUAAAGCACCAUUCACACGUCACUUUCAAAAUACUGGUACAUUCUGUAACAUUAACCAGAAAUGACCUCUUAACGGUUGCGCCUCCUACUGUUGUGUUUGUAAUCAUGGAGAGGUAUACAUGGUCAGUGUUUUUGUUGAUGUUUUCAUUUUUUGUGUUAAACGUUCACAUUCAUGCAGCGCUUUUGGCCCAGAGACAUCAUAUUAGACUUCUUCAAACCGAACUACUUCAAAACUGAACUAUCCACCUUUUUCCUGAAGAUUACCAGUACGAGAACGUACAGUACAAGUUCAGAAUGCGCUGACAUAAGAUGUCUAUUCUGGGCCAAUCCAGAGCCAUUAAAAUUCAACGGCUCUGGUCAAUCAUAACAUUCUGACACAGAUCAUGCAUUCAUUCUGUGCUGUGUAGUUCGGUCUGAAGUAGUCUAAUACGAUGUCUCUGGGCCAAAAACGUUGCAUGAAUACGAAUGUUUGACACAAAAAUUAACAAAACAAAAACACUGACAAAACGCUUUUCCCCUCCAUGUUUACAAACAAAACACCGGGGGCUUGUACCAUGAUGGUAGUUGAACAAAUUCAGAGUUACAGGAUUAGCUUCCUUAAGGCUUUAAUCCUGAGUUUGUGGAGCACAAACAUGAAUGUGUGACUUCAGUGGUGAACAGCUGAAACUUGUUAAGUGACUUUUGUUACUUUUUUUUUUGCAUCAGGCAUGUGUCACUUUGCUCACAUCUGAUUGGUCCACUUUCAGUUUGAGAUCUCUUACCCAGAACAUACACUCCACAGCUAACUUGCUCCAAGGCAGGUUAAGUAACUAUGGCAAUGAACGCCAUUAAAAGCCAAGCCACUUUCAUGGUACCUUAAAACCCAGAGUUGGUGCAAACAAAAGUGAAACUUACAUGGGGCCUAUUUCAUUAAAACAAAUCCUAAGAAAAGUGGGGAUUAAAGUCCAAAACCUGACUUGAAAUAAUCUAACAAAUCAUUUGGGGCUAAAAUGGUUCCAUAAACAACAAAUUAAGUUCACACAAUCUAACUAAUUUGUGGACACUAAUUCUUAAGCAGCCCUUGAUGUCAAUCAUGGAUCAAAUCGAUCCACCAUGGCAAACAGCGAAUAUAUCUGUGCUGUUUAAUGCAUUUGAGACAUUGUGUUUUCUUUCGUAGUGCAUAACUGUCAUGUCACAGGUAUAUUUUUCAUCUGUAAAUGUUAGAAAGUCAUGCAAAUAUAUCCAUUUUUCUGUCAGGCGUGGGUGUAGGGUGACCACCUGUCCCGCUUUGCAUUGUACCGCAAAGCAUUCUCACCCCUUGUUCCACAUGUCGCAUAUUCAGAAAAUGCCCCACAUUUUCAUCAGUCUGUUGUCAUGUUAAGAAAACAUGCAUGCGUUAUUUGGCCUUUGUAAGAAAGCUUUUUAUUCUUUUUGCAGUGUAGUUUUACCUAUAUUUAACAGUGCAGUUUCUCAGAAGCAGCAACACGCCUCACACAAAUACAACAUCCAUUUUUUAAAAAUCCUAUCCAAAGGCUAAAAAGAAACACAGUCACUACCCAGUCAACAAUUUGAUCUCACAGUGAUCUCACCAUGAGCUCACAGGAUACUCAUGAUGAGGUCACAAUGUGAGGUAACAGUGAGCUUAAAGUGUAACCUCACAGCGCCCUCACUGUGAGCUCAUACUAAUGUGAGGUCAAAGUGCACUGCACAGAGACUAGGUACCCAGCAUGCACUGCAGCAUGAAGCUUUUGAUUGUCACCAUUGUUGAGAUUCAUACACUGAUUCUUGAUGUCUCUCUUUGUUUUUAAAUGACACUGUAGUUCAAAUUGUUUUUGUCUUAUCAUGCUUUUAAAAUCCUUCAUAAACAAUUAUGACACUGCUGGGUCCUAUACUGUAUAAUCACAGAGCCAUUAUUAAAAACGUUAGAUUAAUAAUUCCUCACAAAGACUGCAUACUGAAUCUAGGUGAUGGUUGCGCUGUUAUCAUCCAUAACAAACCAAUACCACCUGAAUGCAGUCUCUUUUUGGUUUUCCUUACCAUAACAAAUGUGCUUUUCUAACACAGUUACAGCAGCCACAAAAAAUAAUAUUCUAAAGUCAAGGGUCAAGAGUCCAACUAAAGCAAACAGUACUCACACUGAUGGUAACGUCAAACAAAACAAUAAAACAUCAUCAUCUAAAUCUCUGUUAAUUCUCAAUAAGCACUUUUGUAGAUGUCUAACAGAAAUAAGAACAC
Molecule: messenger RNA, 3637 nt
Organism: Onychostoma macrolepis
Lineage: Eukaryota; Metazoa; Chordata; Actinopteri; Cypriniformes; Cyprinidae
Product: GTPase IMAP family member 5-like
Exons: 3
Coding region: 128-829 (233 amino acids)
Molecular function (GO): GTP binding
Source: RefSeq, a predicted model, not a curated record